Molecule: messenger RNA, 1679 nt
Organism: Sinocyclocheilus rhinocerous
Lineage: Eukaryota; Metazoa; Chordata; Actinopteri; Cypriniformes; Cyprinidae
Product: electron transfer flavoprotein subunit alpha, mitochondrial-like
Exons: 12
Coding region: 62-1063 (333 amino acids)
Biological process (GO): fatty acid beta-oxidation using acyl-CoA dehydrogenase
Cellular component (GO): mitochondrion
Molecular function (GO): electron transfer activity; flavin adenine dinucleotide binding
Source: RefSeq, a predicted model, not a curated record
ACUCAACUCGACCUCUAUCCCCUGUUACUAGUGUGGUUUUUGACAGUGUGCUGCUGCAAUCAUGCUCAAAGCAAUAAACGAGACACAUCUCAGGCAGUUGACUGGUCUGAUUCAGAGGUUUCAGAGUACUCUGGUAGUUGCCGAGCACAAUAAUGAGACGCUGACCCCCAUCACCCUGAACGCCAUCACUGCUGCUACGAAACUCGGCAGUGAUGUGUCCUGUUUGGUUGCUGGAACAAACUGUGCAAAGGUUGCGGAGCAGUUGUCCAAUGUUCAAGGGGUGAAGAAAGUUCUGGUAGCCCAGCAUGAAGCCUACAAAGGUUUAUUGCCAGAGGAGCUGACGCCUCUCAUCUUGGCAACCCAGAAACAGUUCAGCUUCACACACAUCUGUGCGGGAGCAUCUGCUUUCGGAAAGAAUCUCCUUCCAAGAGUGGCUGCCAAGUUGGAUGUGGCUCCCAUUUCAGAUAUCAUUGAGAUCAAAUCUCCAGACACCUUUGUGAGGACCAUUUACGCCGGAAAUGCCCUCAGCACAGUCAAGUGCAAUGAAAGCGUCAAGGUGUUCACCGUUAGAGGCACUUCCUUUGAACCUGCGGCCGUGGAUGGAGGCGGCGCAUCUUCAGAGGAAGUCUCUCCGUCUGCCCCUGUUGGAGUCUCUGAGUGGCUGGAACAAACUCUAUCCAAGAGUGACCGUCCAGAACUCACCAGUGCUAAAGUCGUGGUGUCUGGAGGGAGGGGCUUGAAGAGCGGCGAGAACUUCAAACUGCUCUACGACCUCGCCGACAAACUGAACGCAGCCGUCGGUGCCUCCAGAGCCGCAGUUGAUGCUGGCUAUGUUCCCAACGACAUGCAGGUUGGACAGACUGGAAAGAUUGUGGCUCCUGAGCUGUACAUUGCGGUUGGCAUCUCUGGAGCGAUCCAACAUCUAGCUGGAAUGAAGGAUAGCAAGACCAUCGUGGCCAUCAACAAGGACCCAGAAGCCCCCAUUUUUCAGGUGGCUGACUAUGGCCUAGUGGCAGAUCUGUUUAAGGUUGUACCCGAGUUGACCGAAGCCUUGAAAAAGUGAUACUCCUCAGGAAGCUGGUACUCACCUGGAGAACUUCACUUGGAUCCUGCCUUAAGAAGCUCAGAGUCAACGCUCCACUGAUGUUCACUUCCUGAAUGUGAUUUUUCUCCAGAACACUGUGUACUUACAAUAGCUAAUGUAAACAUUAAACCACUUCUUUUAAUAAAAGAAUUAAGUGACACAAUGGCUGGAGGUUUUCUGUUUUUCAAAGUUGGGUAACAUAAUUGUUGUUGCAGUCUUUGGCUAAUUCAGGGUUGUCCAAGUCUGCGCCUGGAUACCCACUGUCCUGCUGAGUUCAGCUCCAAACCUAAUUAAACGCACCUGAGCCAGCUAAUAAGGAUCUUCAGGAUCACUAGAAACAUCCAGGCUGGUGUGUUUGAGCUAAAUUAUGCAGGACGUUGGCCCUCCAGAAGCAGGAUUGGACACCCCUGCUGUAUACUGACCUCGGUGGAGUAGAGCUCGUUUAUCCAGCAGUCGUAGAUGGCUGUCUUAUGGUGGUCUUUACAUAUUGUCUUCUAUUUGUGGAAGUAACUUGCUGUUUGUUGUAUUUUAAUAAGGUAGCUGUCUGGCCCUGGAUGUUCACUGAAGUGAUCCAAUAAACAUACUUCUGCUUGUA